This is a messenger RNA of Phyllopteryx taeniolatus (common seadragon), 2371 nucleotides long. It is a transcript of the gene jam3a, whose product is annotated as junctional adhesion molecule 3a. Lineage: Eukaryota; Metazoa; Chordata; Actinopteri; Syngnathiformes; Syngnathidae. The transcript is spliced from 9 exons. Gene Ontology annotation, biological process: angiogenesis; cell adhesion. The record is from RefSeq and is a predicted model, not a curated record. Bases 207 to 1379 code for a protein of 390 amino acids. Gene Ontology annotation, molecular function: protein heterodimerization activity; protein homodimerization activity.
CAUACCAAUAUGCAACAUCGUAAUUUAUAUAUUUUUUUCCCCUUGCUUGGAUUGAUUUAAAAAAAAGGUUUUAUACCUCCUCGAUGCUGCUUUUGAUUUGUCCUUUGUAGUUCUUUCUACAUUAAUACGAGUGACCAUGUGCGAAUACUGCUGCUAGGACAAAUACACUACCCUCACGGGAUGAAUGAAGUAUCUUAUCUGUCCAUAUGUCCGUCCAUGCAUGCAUCCACACACCUUACGAUAUUCAGCAGGUGUUUGGUGCCUGCGAGGCAGAGCGCAGGGCGUACCCUCCACGCACUGUAGCUAUGGAAACUGGUCGAUGGCAACAUCCACCAGUCCUCUCUCUCGCUCUCCUCCUCUCUUUCUGCGCCCCCCACCCCCCACCACACACACACACACAUCUUCGCCGUUACCUUCUGCGAGGUGGCGAGCGCGUGUGCAGCCGUGAACGACAAACGAGGCGCCGCAAGAUGGCGAUUGUGCGACUGAUGGCGUGUUGUGUGCUGUGCGCCAGCCUCGUCCACAUCCCAUCAUCGCUCGCAGUAAUCCUCCGGACCACGGACAAGAUCGUGUGGGCAAAUGAGUUUGAGCCCGUCGAGCUGACCUGCUUAAUAGAGUCCAUCUCCACCAACAACCCAAGGAUUGAGUGGAAGAAGAUUAGGAAUGGCAUCCCGAGCUACGUGUACUUUCAAAAGAAGAUAGCAGGCGACUUGGAGAACAGGGCGCAGCUCAGAGAGCCGGCAAACAUUGUGAUCUUCAAUGCCACCCGCGCAGACACGGCCGAGUACCGCUGCGAGGUGGCCGCCAUCGACGAUCAGAGGGAUUUUGAUGAGAUUCUCAUUAGUCUUGCAGUGAGAGUGAAACCCGUGGUGCCCCGAUGCAGCGUGCCCGAGGCGGUCACGGUGGGCACAUCGUCCGAGCUCCGGUGUCUGGAGAACGAGGGUUUCCCGGCACCCAUCUACCGCUGGUUCCACAACAACGAGGAGCUUCCCCAGGACCCCAAGAACACGCCCAAGUUUAUCAACGCCACAUACACCAUUAACACGGACACCGGAAGCCUGAAAUUCCGCAGGGUGAGGAAGGAAGACGCGGGGGAGUACUAUUGCCAAGCCAUGAAUGACGCAGGUCACGCCCAGUGUCCCUCCCAGUGGAUGGAAGUCUAUGACGUCAAUGUCCUCAACAUUGUCCUCAAGUCUGUCGGCGGAGUGCUAGCGGUCAUCUCUGUGAUGGGUUGCAUUUGGCAUUGCGUUCCACGCGUCUUCUCCACCAAAAAAGGCCACAAUGAAAACGAAUUCACUUGGCCGGCACAGAAUGAUGGAGUCGACUAUGGCGAUGCAGAUGAGGGACAUUUCCGCCACAAGUCGUCAUUCAUCAUCUGACAUCUAAGUAGAAGUGACGACGAGGUUAAUGUGCAACAACAAUGGCACGUUCGGUUAAGUUCAAGCUGUAACAUGGCACACACUGAUGCACACCGAAAUCAAACCAACUUGCCAAAGUAAUGUUCUAUAUGGUUUUGUGACACUAGUUUGUUUUUAUAGCGUUGACAGAUUUUAUAUUUGACUGUUCAGUAUUCCUUUCAUCAGCCACCGCUCACUUGUAGAAUUUAUUUUUUUAUUUCCCACAUUUUUCUACUAGACAGUAAAGUCAUUCAUUCACUUCCAAACUGUGACAUUUAGCCAAAUGAUGGUGGCGAGGGCAACAUUCCAUCACAAAUUUUGAAACUAAUUCUCUUUUCUAACGGUUUUUUUUAAUACACUGAACUUGUUUUACAGAAGUCGUCUUGUGUUUUGUCUGUGCUCACGUGAGAAACAUUGUGUUAUUUUCUUCUUUUUCCAAGUGGCCAUGGGUUUAAAGCAGUAUUUGUACAUAUUGAAUUUGUACUGGCAAUAAAUAGCAAAUUGAAAACAGGAUAUCAGAUAACAUGAGGCACAAUUUAUCCGCCUUGAGCAUAGCUACAAAUGAGAACAUUACAUGUACAAGUUACCCAGUGGAUCUGAAUACUAUAUAUCCCACUUUGCUGCAAAUUUAGAAUUUACUAUUAAAAAGUGGCAAUGUAAGACUACAGAGUGCUGUUUGUGUAUAAGUGACCUUCUGUGUGUUACUACUUUUUUGGUUGUAGAUAUUGGACAUAUUGUCCAGUUUUGCCUCAAUAUUGUACAUAAAUGCUAAAAUGUUUUCCCCCCAGUACCUUAUUGUAAAUAAGGCAAUAAGCUGUUCAAAUUGAUCAUUUUACAGUACAGUAUUUACUGUCUAGUGUUGUUUCAAACUCUUUUUGUGUUCAUGAUUUGUGUAAAAACUCAGGAACUGUUGUUGUACAAUGCCCACUGUCAAUGGUUGAUUUUUGUUAUGAUUAAAAUACAUUUGAACUGUU